AUGGCGAAUACGCUCCGUCAAUACUUGAAACAUCUGACGCAUCGGAAACUGUUGGUUACUUAUCCAGUGGUUGCCGUCGCCAUUGGACUUGGAUUGUACAUGGAACGUGUGGAGAGUGGACGUGCCGUCAGUUUUCACAACAAGAGCCACUUGUUCUACAAGGAACCGAGCAGUUCGGAGAAUCUGAAUUACGACGCUGAGUUAUACGCGUUUGGGAAACGAUUGGGGGAAGACUUCGACCCUCAAAUACUCCGCCUGGCAUUAACACACAAGUCCCACAUUGAGGCUGAAACUCAACGACGGCGUUCACUGGGAGUCAGUGAUGCUGAUUUGAAUACAGAUCAACACAAUGGCCUUUUAUUAAAAGCCGGACGCACGUUCGUGUCAUCUUAUCUUCUACGGCAUUUGCAAGCAGCCUUUCCUGCAUUUCCCAAGGAGGGCAUUUCGAGCUUGAACGGGUAUUUGAUGUCGGAUGAUGCAUUGUCAGUUGUAAGUUUUCAUCUGGGCGUGAAGGACCUGAUUUUGUGCCAAGAAUAUCCUCCCAGCGAAACGACCCUCGCGGACACGUUCCUCGCUAUUGUGGCUGCCUUGAAUGGGGACGCGGUCAGAGAACGAUUCAUUCGUGACUUUCUUGUGACGCAGUUGUGUGGGAAGAACGUGUAUGAAAUUUGGAAUCCCGCUGAUCCGAAAAAACUCGUUACGGAGAUUCUUCUCGCCACGAGGAAGUCAGCCCCCGAAUCUAGAUUGCUGCGUAAAACUGCCGUUAACACGUUGGAAGCAAAUUUUAAUGUCGGUAUCUAUUGUGACCAGCGUUUAAUUGGUUACGGCAGUGGGGAGACUGCUACUAUUGCCGAAAAUUCUGCUUUUGUGGAUGUUCUGCGAAGAAUGUUUCGCUUAGAUGAUUCUCGGUCUCCUUUGCAAUUUCCGAUUGAAGUUGAGUCCCCGGAUCCAAUUCAUGCUCGUUUGCAAGCGCGCGAAUGA
Notodromas monacha is the source of this 981-nucleotide messenger RNA. Lineage: Eukaryota; Metazoa; Arthropoda; Ostracoda; Podocopida; Cyprididae. The record is from the annotation of a GenBank genome assembly.